ACUACUUACUAUAAAUAAAGGACAAAGUGUUGCAGACUUCUUCCUAAAACCAGAACCUAUUUCUAUCCUUUUUUCUUUUCUUUGCCCUGCUCGAGUGUUCCUUUUUCAUCAUUAGACCCUUUGCCUUCCUGUCUACGGGAAGGAACUAAAAGGAAGAGAAUAGAAUUAGCAGCAGACACACACACACACACACACCUCCAUCCAUCACUGCUUUGCUUUAAUAUACAUUUACAUUUGCAUUUACAUACAAUAUUAUAUAUAAUUUUAUUCCCAUUGAAGAUUCAUCGUCUGUCAGGGGCCCAAUAUUCUCCUUAUUUAUUAUAUUCUGGCUCUUGCUGAUCUGAUCGAGUCCCACUUCUCAGCCGGCAGAUAUGCAGAUUUUGAGAUGGGCUUCUCUCCUUUUCCAGUUGUUCCUCACUUUCAGUGGCUUCAUCGAGUCUUCCCAAGGUGAAGCAGCAGCAGUAUUGUGCGCAGAGCAGGAUAGAGCCUCUCUCCUCAGCUUCAAGGCAAGGAUCCUGAGGGACACGACAGAGAUCCUGUCCUCAUGGACAGGGAGAGACUGCUGUGUCGACUGGGAAGGCGUGACUUGUCAGCCGUCCACUGGCAGAGUCUCGGGGCUCAUUCUGCAGGCAAGUGCCGAGGACACUGGGAGUUUCAUGAAGGGCACUCUGUCGCCUUCCCUGGCCAACUUGCGUUCCUUGGAAGUUCUGGUCAUCUCUGGGAUGAAACGCAUCCGGGGGACCAUCCCCGACAGCCUUUCCAACCUCACUCGCCUCACUCAACUCGUCCUCGAAUACAACUCCCUCGAGGGAACCGUCCCUUCCAGUCUCGCACGCUUGACCUCUUUGCAGACACUCUCCCUCAAUGGGAACCGUCUCGUUGGCGCGUUCCCUCCGAGUUUAGGGAACCUCCGGAGUGUCCUCCAGCUGAAUUUGGCCAGAAACUCCCUCUCUGGCCCGAUCCCGCCUCCCAUUUUCGGAGUAGGGGGCCUCCAGAAGCUGCAGUUCCUUGAUCUCAGCCUCAACCUCUUCUCCGGGUCCGUUCCGGAAUUUUCAGGGCGGUUCCCGAACCUCACCAAUGUCGACCUCUCCAGUAACCAGCUUUCGGGUCAGAUACCCGAUUCGGUUCUCUCCCUGUCGAGUCUUUCUUCGCUUUCCUUGAGCCACAACCGCCUCUCUGGAAGAAUCCCUGACCGGAUUGGGAGUUUGAGAUCACUCUCUCAACUUCAGUUAUCUGGCAACCGCUUCUCCGGCCAAAUCCCGGCUUCCAUUUCGAGGUUGCAGAGCCUCUGGAACCUCAACUUGUCACGAAACGAGCUAUCAGGCCCUCUGCCCAUCUCUCUAGGACGGGGCCUUCCUUCCCUGUCAACAAUAGACCUGUCUUAUAACAACCUCAGCUUAGGGACAACCGUUCCUGAAUGGAUCAGAAACAGACAACUGUACGAUGUUCGGCUCGCGGGUUGCAAGCUCAGAGGAAGCCUCCCCAUCUUCACAAAGCCUGAUUCUCUGACCACCAUCGACCUGUCGGACAACUACCUCGCAGAUGGAACUUCGAGUUUCUUUGCAAACAUGACGAGUUUGAACGAAGUCAAGCUCGGGAACAACCAGCUGAAGUUCGACGUUUCCAAAAUCCCAUUCCCGAACGGGCUCCGCACUCUUGACCUCCGCUCGAAUCAGCUCGUGGGCCCGCUCUCUGCAAUCUUGAACAACAGGACGAGCAGCUCCUUGGAGGUAUUAGAUGUCUCCAGCAACCAACUAUCAGGCAACAUCCCCGAACUGGGCCAAGGAUCGAGCUUGAAGGUGCUGAACGUUGCAGGAAACAAGAUCGUGGGACAGAUCCCUGGUUCGAUCUCAAACCUCGGCGAACUCCAGAGGCUGGACAUUUCCAGGAACCAGAUCGGUGGUACCAUCCCCCCGAGUUUGGGCCAACUGACUAAGCUCCGGUGGUUGGAUAUCUCUGUCAAUGGUAUCUCGGGUCGAAUUCCAAGCAGCUUCCUUGGGCUGGGCGGUCUGCAGCAUGCAAACUUCAGGGCCAACAGGCUCUGUGGAGAGAUCCCACAGGGAAGGCCCUUUAACAUAUUCCCGGCCGUGGCUUAUGCCCACAAUCUGUGCUUAUGUGGCAAGCCAUUGCCACCUUGUCGGAGGAACCACCAGUAGAAGUUGUUCGGUUUGGGCCAGCCAGAGGCUGACCGACAUUUCUUCGUCCACUUACAUGAUGCUUAUAUCUGUAUGAGCAUAGAUAAUACUACCAAAUGUUAUGGUUCAACAUUUUUUUGGGCACUAGAUUUAUAGCAUAGUUCUGUUCAUCAAAUAAUGCUAUUCAAUACCAGCGAAUAGGGGCCAUAGGGCCAUUCUUCUGCAAUGGAGAUCUUUCAUGU
Molecule: messenger RNA, 2377 nt
Organism: Punica granatum (pomegranate)
Lineage: Eukaryota; Viridiplantae; Streptophyta; Magnoliopsida; Myrtales; Lythraceae
Source: RefSeq, a predicted model, not a curated record